Molecule: messenger RNA, 2488 nt
Organism: Chionomys nivalis (European snow vole)
Lineage: Eukaryota; Metazoa; Chordata; Mammalia; Rodentia; Cricetidae
Gene: Lum
Product: lumican
Exons: 3
Coding region: 270-1286 (338 amino acids)
Molecular function (GO): protein binding
Source: RefSeq, a predicted model, not a curated record
CUGUCCACCUGCACUUCGUUAGAGAGCAGAGUGUUCACAUGCCACACCACAAGAACCUACAGUGACAUAACUCCAUCCAGAGAAUGGCGUGACUGGGCUGGUCCCCCACCCCCACCCCUCUUAAGCUCUUGUAUCACUGAGAGUCUGGCAGCCAGUUCCACCCUGACAGAGUUCACAGCAUAUAUUAGUGGAUCCUUGUUCUCAGUGCGUCUGUUUAAGGAAUUAACGGAAGCAGUGUCAAGAGCAAGAAUUCAAAGCACUUCCUGAAAAUGAAUCUGUGUGCAUUUGCUCUCGUCCUGGCAUUAGUCAGUGGUGUCAGUGGCCAAUACUAUGAUUACGAUGCCCCUCUCUUCAUGUAUGGGCAACUAUCACCCAACUGUGCACCAGAAUGUAACUGUCCCCAGAGUUACCCAAGUGCCAUGUACUGUGAAAAUCUGAAGCUGAAAAGUGUCCCCAUGGUGCCAUCUGGCAUCAAGUACCUUUACCUGGGUAAUAACCAGAUCGACCAUAUUGAUGAAAAGGCGUUUGAGAAUGUCACUGACCUGCAGUGGCUCAUUCUGGACCACAACCUCCUAGAAAAUUCCAAGAUAAAAGGGAAAGUGUUCUCUAGGCUGAAACAAUUGAAGAAGCUGCACAUAAACCACAACAACCUGACAGAGUCAGUGGGUCCACUUCCUAAGUCCCUGCAAGACCUGCAGCUCACUAACAAUAAAAUCAGCAAGCUCGGGUCCUUCGAAGGGCUGGCAAACCUGACCUCCAUUCACCUUCAGUACAACCAGCUCAAAGAGGAUGCUGUGUCAGCCUCUCUGAAAGGCCUGAAAUCACUACUGUACCUCGACUUGAGCUUCAAUCAGAUUGCCAAGAUUCCUAGUGGCCUCCCAGCAUCCCUUCAAACUCUCUACCUAGACAAUAAUAAGAUCAGCGGCAUCCCCGAAGAGUAUUUCAAGCGCUUUACGGGGUUACAGUACCUGCGUUUAUCCCAUAACCAACUGACGGAUAGUGGAGUACCUGGAAACUCAUUUAACAUAUCAUCCCUUCUCGAGCUAGAUCUCUCUUAUAAUAAGCUUAAAAGCAUCCCAAAUGUUAAUGAAAACCUUGAGAACUAUUACCUGGAGGUCAAUGAACUUGAAAAGUUUGAUGUCAAGAGUUUCUGCAAGAUACUGGGACCACUAUCAUACUCCAAGAUCAAGCAUUUGCGCUUGGAUGGCAAUCCCCUCACCCAAAGCAGUCUGCCCCCUGACAUGUAUGAGUGUCUACGUGCAGCAAAUGAAAUCAACAUAAAUUAACAUCUUCUCAUGACAGUUCAUGGAAGUAUGUUCUGGAGCAAAACUUCAUGUUUAGGUAUUUCGGGGAUGUCUGUAAAGUUUUCACUAUAUUCUUUUGUUGUUGCUAUUACAUUGUGGAUUUUAAUUAAUGAAGGAAAUGUUUUGUGAACAUUUACCACUGUUUAAUAAAAGAUGAAAAGCAGGCCUAUUUCAUCGUGAGAACAGACACACAAAAAAUUAAACUUAAUUCUUUAUUUGUAAAUUUCAUGUUUUCUAAAGCUCUAUGUUCAAAUGAUAUGAAGCCUUUUUACUGAUUGCAUAAAAAAAUCAGCCGAGAAUGACUGAUAUUUAUGGUCCUUACAUUUUAAUUUAAUGACCUCAAAAACAGAAAAGAAAUAUGUAUGGAUGUUUGUUAUCCUAAUCCAAAUUAUCUUGAUAUGUUCAAAUUUGUUUUGCUGAAAUAUAGAUUCUGUAGUUUGAGACCUGUAAUUUUGAAUUAUAACAAAGAAAAUAUGAAACCACAUCCACCUAAAGAAUUGUGUUUAGUACUGAACAUUUGUAUAGUCACUUAAAGAGACUUUCCUUGAAUUAUUUUUCUCUGUCAUAUUUAUGUUUCUUUUUGAUUAUUUGCAUGUUAUGAUUAACAAGCUAAUAGCAAAAUAAAACAUUGCAAAUGGCAUCAUGGUACUAAUUCUUGUGAAAAAUUAUGUCCUUUAUGAAACACAUAAAGGAAUCCAGUCAGAGUCUAAGACAGUCCUAGUUUGUAAUAUUUUACUUGUGAAAUCGUAGGAUUUUCCACACUUUGACUAGUUCUAACAUCCAGAUACAAUGGAUUACUAAAACACUUUCAUAAAAUGCAGUUAUAUCUCACACGUUCUUGGAUAUUGCUGAUAUUUUCAUUCUUGUUUUUCUCAAGUAUGUACAUUGUUGACUCCAUUGAAGGAAGUAUGCAACAUCUUAGCAGUCACUAUUAAAUUCUUAAAUGGGAAUGAUGAGACACAAAGGACCAAUAAAUGUAAAAUAUUCUGAAAAGUAUACUUUAAAAUAGAAGUUAUUAUUUUCUUAGCUCAUUGUGCUUGGAAUAUAGGCAUUGGUUUCAUACAUCAGUAAUAACAGAUUUCAGUGGUCAAUAUUACGUGGUUCCAUGGUUGUUCACAAAAGGCAAUAGUAAAAUAUACAUUUAAGGAAAAUAACCUUUUCUGCCCAAUAAACAUUAAAGCCUU